UUCGAUGUUAUAAACCGCAACCUGGCAACCGAAGUGGAAAGGGGUUAGCAGAGAAACCUCAUUGCAUCCUGUCGCAGGCUUUGUUUACGGUUUUAACUGCAAUAUUUUGGACCAUUUCUUAUUAUUUUGAGCCGUGUGUGUGUCGCCGUGGACGAUGCAGCUGGGUUUGACGUUGCUCUUGUUGCUGCUCUUCACGUCAUGGUGCGACUCGAUGCCUGAUCCGCACCGACGAGAGGCUCUGAUGAAGCUAGAGGUGAGCAGAGAAAUCGGAGGUGAGGUGAUUCUGAACAGACAAGAAAAGCUCCUCGAUGAAAAACUGUACCAGAUGAAGUGGCAGGAAAUGGCAGCGCCAGACUUCCCCCCUGCUAUGCACUUUUUUAAAGCCAAGCCUCUGAUCGACGCAAGUCCAGUCUUCAGCCUGCUGCAGAAGAUGCCCAAGGGAGCAGCUCUACACGUGCAUGACUUUGGCAUGGUUGGAGUUGAAUGGUUGGUGAAGAACGUGACUUACAGGGAGAAUUGCUACGCGUGCUUCACCGACGACGGCUCUGUGCGAUUCGUGUUCUCGUCCGCGCAGCCCAAAGCGGCGCCUUCCUGUUCCGCAUGGACUCUGCUCAAAACCCUUAGGGAGAAACACAACACCACUGAAUUGGACAAAAGCUUUAUCCGAAACCUGACGCUGGUCACCGAGGACCCGGACAGCGAGUAUCCCAACCAAGACGUCGUCUGGAAAAGGUUCGAGCAAGCUUUCUUGGUGGCCUUUGGGUUGGUCACCUAUGCUCCCGUCUUUAAGGAUUAUCUUUAUGAAGGUUUCAGGCAGUUCCACAGUGACAACGUUAUGUAUGUGGAAAUCCGAGCUCUUAUGCCGCUGACGUACGAGCUCGACGGCAGACUGAACAGUCGGGACUGGAGCAUGAGGGCUUGUCAGGACGUGGUCCAACACUUCACAGCUCAGCAUCCCGACUUCUUAGGAGCCCGAAUAAUUUUCACUGUCCACAGAGGCUUGAAUUCGACACAAGCCGUAAAGGUGGUCGAGGAGGCCAUUAGGCUGCAGAGGAACUUUCCAGACAUCAUGGCAGGCUUUGACUUUGUGGGUCAUGAAGAUAAUGGAAAUCCCCUGUGGUACUUUAAAGAGGCUUUGGGUCUGCCGGAGGAGCGCGGCGUCCAUCUGCCCUUCUUCUUCCAUGCAGGAGAGACCAACUCAGAAGGCACAGCAGUGGAUCAGAACAUGAUGGACGCCCUGCUCUUCAACACGUCUCGGAUCGGACACGGCUUUGCGAUGCCGCGUCACCCCGUGGUCAAAGAGCUCUCCAGGAAGAUGAAUGUAGCGGUGGAAGUUUGCCCCAUCUCUAAUCAGGUCCUAAAGCUGGUGUCAGACCUGCGGAACCAUCCAGCAGCCGUGCUGAUGGCAGAGGGCCAUCCCUUGGUGAUCAGCUCCGACGACCCGGCUCUGUUCGGAGCGUCCGGUCUCUCGUACGACUUCUACGAGGCUUUCGUGGGCUUCGGAGGAAUGAAAUCGAAUUUAGCGACGCUGAAACAGCUCGUGUUAAACUCUCUAAGGUACAGCUCCUUGCCUCCCACUAUGAAGGAAAAAGCCAUUUCAGCCUUGCUAAGGAAGUGGGACAAGUUUGUCUCAGAGAGUUUACUGUGAACCUGCAGGAGAACCUGCUGGUGACCAUAGAGACACUUUUUAUAGGCUGCAUUUUUAUACACGCAAGAAUGAAAAAAUUUACCUGGCUGUGUGUCGGAAUUGAAAGGAAUGUUUUACUGGCAUGAUUUAAGAAAAAAACAAAAGUCACUUAACUUCUGAGUGAUUAGAUCGCCCUCUGCUGGACAUAUGUAUCUAUUACCUUCAUGCUGUGGGAGGUCUUUAUCUCAGGUGACUUUUUGGUAGCCAGAUGAAAACUAACUGACAAUAAGAAAGAGGCUGUUCUUUUAUUUUAGAACAUAAAAACAUUUUUUUUCGUCCAUUUAUAGCUACAUUUAGUGUCGUGGAACAUUCGUGAAUUGAGAUUGUUUCGGUUUCAAUCAGUGAAGCUCUUUGAAUUGUAACAGUUAGAAAGCACCAAAACUUGAGACUCCUUACAGACAUAUUUACACAUCUUCUAACAGAAUGUAAUGCACUUAAAAAAAAAAAAAAAAUUCAUUCAUAAGGGUAAAAUGAUAUCAACAUCUGCUGCACAAAUCCCUGUCAUUUAACUGUUGCUAUAGAAACCAUGAUAUAGCAAAAUAGUGAUAGUUUUAAUGCUGCACCACUGUCAGAGCUGCUGAUCAACACCUUCUGACCAAUCAGAAUCAAGCAUUCAUCAGGAUUGGUUUAGACAUAUAUUUGUAUAGAUGUACAGCUCGCUCUUUGUGUGUGUGUGUGUGUGUUGCUUUUUAUUAGUCAUAACAGAUGUGAAAGUUUAAGAACAUUGCUACGCGUCAUCUCAGGGACACUGAAUAGAUACUGAGUGCUCUGAUAGAAUAGAAGCCUUUAUUUUGUCACAUAUACAUUAAAGCACAGUGAAAUUCUUUCUUCACAUAUCUUUCUUCACAUAAAUUUGGAGGUUUUGGUCAGAGCACAGGGUCUGACAUGAUAUAUCACUGGAGCAGAGAGGGUUAAGGGCCUUGUUCAAGGGCCCAACAGUUGCAGCUUGGCAGUGCUGGGGCUUGAACCCUGAUCUUCUGACCAACAAUACAGGGACUUAACCAUUUGAUCAUUUGCUUUAAUUCUAUUGAUAAAUGACUUCAUAGUGAGAACAUAGUGUGUAUGUGUGUGCGUGUGUGUGUGCGCGUGUGUGUGCAUGUGUGCGCGCAUGCAUGAUGUGUGUGUGGUGUGUGUAUGUGUGUGUACACAUUUCCCUGUACUGAGACAAGAUGGAAACGUAUGCAAGUCUUAUAAUGGAAGUCUGUCUGUCUGUGUGUCUGUCUACACGACGUACAUAAUAAUAAACAUUUAUUCACUCCUG
This is a messenger RNA of Tachysurus vachellii, 2948 nucleotides long. RefSeq names its product adenosine deaminase 2a (gene ada2a). The transcript has 10 exons. Bases 155 to 1648 code for a protein of 497 amino acids. Gene Ontology annotation, molecular function: adenosine deaminase activity. The record is from RefSeq and is a predicted model, not a curated record. Gene Ontology annotation, biological process: adenosine catabolic process; inosine biosynthetic process. NCBI's taxonomy places the organism in Eukaryota, Metazoa, Chordata, Actinopteri, Siluriformes, Bagridae.